AUGACGGCCGUCAAUGUGUACAGUACGAGUGUGACACUGGAGAACUUGAGCAGACAUGAAAUUCUGGCUUGGGUGAAUGACAGUUUGCAGGCAAACUACUCAAAGAUUGAAGAACUCUGCUCUGGUGCUGCUUACUGUCAGUUCAUGGAUCUUUUGUUCCCCGGUUCAGUUGUUUUGAAAAAGAUAAAGAUGAACUCGAGCCUGGAGCACGAGAGUAUCAACAAUUUCAAGGCCCUGCAGGGAGCCUUCAAGAAAACUGGGGUUGAUAAGAUCAUUCCUGUUGAAAAAUUAGUGAAGGGUCGUUUCCAGGACAACUUUGAAUUUGUCCAGUGGUUCAAAAAAUUUUUUGAUGCUAAUUAUGCCGGUCAGGAAUAUGACCCAGUAGCAGCAAGGGGGGGUGAGACUUUAGGCCCCUUGGGUGGUGGUGGAGCCCGCAAAACUACACACGCUGCUGGUGGCUUAAGCAAGGGCUACAACAAACCACAAUCUUCUGCUUCAAGUAAAACUGCCUUGGUCAGUAAAGGUCCUGGCACUCCGCCAGGUAGCAAGGUCAAGCUUUCAUCAUCAGCCACUAAUGCCCAACAGCAUCACAGAGGUCAAGGUGACUCUGUCAAGGUUGAGGAACUUGUACAACAGGUGGCAGAGUUGACAGCAAACAACGAGAUAAUAAGUAAGGAGAGAGAUUUUUACUUUUCGAAAUUACGAGACAUCGAGAUCGUCUGCCAGGAGCACGAGAAUGACGACAUUCCUUUCGUUAAACAACUUCUCGAGAUACUAUAUGCUACUGCUGAUGGUUUUGAAGCAGCUGACGGUGAAGAAGUUGCCGAGGAAUAUUAA
Helobdella robusta is the source of this 837-nucleotide messenger RNA. RefSeq lists its product as hypothetical. The record is from RefSeq and is a predicted model, not a curated record. Bases 1 to 837 code for a protein of 278 amino acids. The transcript has 8 exons. Gene Ontology annotation, molecular function: microtubule plus-end binding. Gene Ontology annotation, cellular component: microtubule plus-end; cytoplasmic microtubule; microtubule organizing center. NCBI's taxonomy places the organism in Eukaryota, Metazoa, Annelida, Clitellata, Rhynchobdellida, Glossiphoniidae. Gene Ontology annotation, biological process: regulation of microtubule polymerization or depolymerization; protein localization to microtubule plus-end; spindle assembly.